Messenger RNA from Leptonychotes weddellii (Weddell seal), 2099 nucleotides. Lineage: Eukaryota; Metazoa; Chordata; Mammalia; Carnivora; Phocidae. The record is from RefSeq and is a predicted model, not a curated record.
AAACCGGAAAAAUGGCAGCGGCUCCUGUGUUGGUGGUCCCUUCUCCUCCGCGGGACGUGGAGAGAGUGGCCGGGGCGGACGACGGGGCCUCGGUCGCCGGCACCUCCCGAGAGGACUUCCGGGUGCGCUGCACCUCGAAGCGGGCCGUGACGGAAAUGCUAGAACUGUGCGGCCGCUUUGUGGAAAAGCUCGGGGACGUGCUGCCAGAGGAGAUUCGGGAGCCUGCGCUGCGAGAUGUGCAGUGGACUUUUGAAUCAGCGGUGCAAGAGAAUGUCAGCAUUAAUGGGCAAGCAUGGCAGGAAGCUUCAGAUAAUUUUAUGGAUUCUGAUAUCAAAGUACUUGAAGAUCAGUUUGAUGAAAUCAUAGUAGAUAUAGCCACAAAACGUAAGCAGUAUCCCAGAAAGAUCCUGGAAUGUGUCAUCAAAACCAUAAAAGCAAAACAAGAAAUUCUGAAGCAGGCUUCCCCUAUCUGUGUCUUUUAUGACUUGGUAUUAGAUAAAAAACCUAAAAUACUAUUUGGCGGUUUCUUUGCAGCCUCUCGUGUGGAAAAUUUGAAAUGCAGAGGAGAAACAAUAGCUAAGGAGAUCAGUGAAGCCAUGAAGUCCUUGCCUGCAUUAAUUGAACAAGGAGAUGGAUUUUCCCAAGUCUUAAAGAUGCAGCCUAUUAUCCAGCUCCAGAGAGUCCACCAAGAAGUCUUUUCUGGUUGUUGUAGGAAACCAGAUGUUAAACCUGAGAGCUUUAUAACACAAAUAGAAACCACACCAACAGAGACUUCAACCAGGAAAGCCACUGACCUGGUCUUGAAAAGAAGGCGAACUAAAGACUGCUCCCAGAGAAAAUGGUAUCCGCUACGGCCAAAGAGAAUUAAUCUUGACACAUAAGCUCUUGUUUGUCUUGAGAGUUGAAAUUUGGCACUGUCAACAUUUAGAUUACAGCCUAAUGCCUAGACAGGAAAAGACAAAUAACUCUUUAACUAGUGAUUCCUUUAUACAAAUAUAGUAGCUCUAUGCUGGGAUAUAAUGUAAUAAUUGUAUUUCCUUCUCAUUUUGUCUUUAGUAGAUGAAAAGCAUAUUUUUUGAAUAUUGGCACAAAGCCCAUCAGUGGGCAUUAAGAGUGCAAGCUUAAAUGUCCUUAAAUGUAAUCAGCUCUUGGCUGCCUUACAGCUUUUGUGGAAUAUCACGAGUAACACAUUCUAUUGGAUUUCUAGUAUACAUCUUUUAAAAAGAGCAGUAUCACAGUUGUCUCUCUUUAAGUGCUAAAAGUAAUCAUCAGUUCUGUUUAGGAGCUAGGAGCAGAUGAAGUUUUUUUUUUCCCCCUCAGUGUAGUUUGAUUUAUCACAUUGAUAUGCAGAUAAGAAGACUGGCUUUGACUUUGUUUACUCUAAGUUCAGCUAAUUUGGAUUUGUGGUAUUAUUUUUAGGAUUUUUUUGUUUUUAUUUUGUAAGACAGACGACUUAAUUAUGUAAGAAUUUUUCUUAGAAAUAAAAAUUGGCAUGUAGCCAAUGUUUCUUGUCCACACUUAUUUUCUACAGGCUUUUCAACUUAAACAUUUGAUUUGGGACUAAGGGUUUCUUUUCAAGAUUUCUCAUUAUAUCUUUGUACAUGAUUGCAGUUCAAAAAUAUGUAUUGGAUUAAAAAUUAACAAAUUGUCAUUGUGGAACAAAUAUAGAUGCAAUCAUACUGAACUAUUCUACGUUUAAGGAUGUUUAUUUAUCACGGAUGUUAUUGGUAGAAGGCUGAGGAAGCUAUAUCGCCUAUAGCUCUAACAUUUCACUGUAGUUUCUUAUAGCUCUUACUGUGUCUCUUCCUCACAUUAAUACAAUGUAGGCAGGGCCAUCCAACUUUUAUCCUUUUCUCCUUUGAUGACUGUAUAACUUCAUUCAUUUGCAGAGGAAUUUACUAAUCAUGACGUUGGGAAAUCUGUACUUCUUAUUUAUUAUGUCUUACCAAUCAAAUAUCUAAAUAUGACAGAAAGUGUGUCUCAGCGAAGAAAAUUUACAAAGCCACUUUAUUGCACUCUGUAUUUUAAUCUACAAUUUUAGAUCUGUAUAUUUGUAAUAACAGUGUGUUUUUAAUUAAAAUACUGUACAAAGACUGAAA